GAGUUCAGUCUGGUUCAGUUGUGUGGCUUGGUAGGAGCUGACAGAAGUGACUGUGUUUGUUGCUUCACUUGGCCUAUAACUGUGGCUGGAGCCAUGGGGUUUCUUUUGGGAUGGUUGCUGUUGUCCUUGCUAGCUAUUGGAAGACAAACAAAUGCUGAUGGUAUUGGAUCUGCUGGGAAGUAUGGAGAUAAUGAAAUGCCAGUUGGAGGCCAUCGACCAGAUUCAAGUGGCUUCAACACUAGAGAUGGAUUUUCAUGGAACAAUGGACCACUUGCUAGUGGUGGUUCAACCUCAAAUGGAAAUAAGCCACAGGUAGCAGACUCUGGAUAUCAACCCCAGCAGCCUAGUUAUCCGCCCCAGCAGCCGCAGGUGCCCCAGCAGCCUAGCUAUCCGCCCCAGCAGCCUAGCUAUCCGCCCCAGCAGCCGCAGGUGCCCCAGCAGCCUAGCUAUCCGCCCCAGCAGCCGCAGGUGCCCCAGCAGCCUAGUUAUCCACCGCCCCAGCCGCAGGUGCCCCAGCAGCCUAGUUAUCCACCGCCCCAGCCGCAGGUGCCCCAGCAGCCUAGUUAUCCACCCAAGCAGGUGCCCCAGCAGCCUAGCUAUCCACCCCAGCAGCCGCAGGUGCCCCAGCAGCCUAGCUAUCCACCCCAGCAGCCGCAGGUGCCCCAGCAGCCUAGCUAUCCACCCAAGCAGGUGCCCCAGGUUCCCCAGCAGCCUAGCUAUCCACCCAAGCAGCCGCCCCAGGUUCCCCAGCAGCCUAGCUAUCCACCCCAGCAGCCUAGCUAUCCACCCAAGCAGCCUAGCUAUCCACCCAAGCAGGUUCCCCAGCAGCCUAGCUAUCCACCCAAGCAGCCGGAGCCACAGGUUCCCCAGCAGCCUAGCUAUCCACCCCAGCAGCCAGAGCCACAGGUGCCCCAGCAGCUUAGCUAUCCACCCCAGCAGCCGCAGGUGCCCCAGCAGCUUAGCUAUCCACCCCAGCAGCCGCAGGUGCCCCAGCAGCCUAGCUAUCCACCCAAGCAGGUGCCCCAGCAGCCUAGCUAUCCACCCAAGCAGCCGGAGCCACAGGUGCCCCAGCAGCUUAGCUAUCCACCCCAGCAGCCGCAGGUGCCCCAGCAGCCUAGCUAUCCACCCAAGCAGGUUCCCCAGCAGCCUAGCUAUCCACCCAAGCAGCCGGAGCCACAGGUGCCCCAGCAGCUUAGCUAUCCACCCCAGCAGCCGCAGGUUCCCCAGCAGCCUAGUUAUCCACCCAAGCAGCCGGAGCCACAGGUUCCCCAGCAGCCUAGCUAUCCACCCCAGCAGGUUCCCCAGCAGCCUAGUUAUCCACCCAAGCAGUCGCAGGCACCCCAGCAGCCUAGUUAUCCACCCAAGCAGCCGGAGCCACAGGUUCCCCAGCAGCCUAGCUAUCCACCCAAGCAGGCGCCCCAGCAGCCUAGCUAUCCACCCAAGCAGCCGCAGCCUCAGCCGCAGGCGCCCCAGCAGCCUAGCUAUCCACCCAAGCAGGUGCAGCCGCAGGCGCCCCAGCAGCCUAGCUAUCCACCCCAGCAGCCGCAGGUGCCCCAGCAGCCUAGUUAUCCACCCAAGCAGGCGCCCCAGCAGCCUAGCUAUCCACCCCAGCAGCUGCAGCCACAGGUGCCCCAGCAGCCUAGCUAUCCACCCCAGCAGCUGCAGCCACAUGUGGUCCAGCAGCCUAGCUAUCCACCCCAGCAGCCUAGCUAUCCACCCCAGCAGCCUAGCUAUCCACCCCAGCAGCCUAGCUACCCACCCAAGCAGGUGCCCCAGCAGCCUAGCUACCCAAGCUACCCACCCAAGCAGCAGCCUCAGCAGCAGUUGUCCCAGCAGCCAAGCUAUCCGCCCAAACAACCCCAGUCCCAGUGGCCAAAGCAGCCCAGCUACAUGCACAAAUGGCCCAAGCUGCCUCAAAGGCUUUUCUACUUUCCCAAGAUGCCCCAGAAGCCACGCUACCAGCCCAAGCAGCCACGCUACCAGCCCAAGCAGCCACAGAGGCCACAGGUGCUCCUGCAGCCACGCUACAUGCCCAAGCAGCCUAAAGUUUCACAGCAGCCACGCUACAAUUAUCCAACAUUUGCCCAAGGAGUGGCUCCCCAAAUGGCUUCCAAUGGGCAUCGCAACACUGGAGGUUCUUCAAAGACUGCUUUCAACUGAGCCACUGUCACUUGUCAAUUAAAACUGAUCUUGUGUCCUUCA
Epinephelus fuscoguttatus (brown-marbled grouper) is the source of this 2202-nucleotide messenger RNA. RefSeq names its product adhesive plaque matrix protein-like. The record is from RefSeq and is a predicted model, not a curated record. Bases 94 to 2160 code for a protein of 688 amino acids. Lineage: Eukaryota; Metazoa; Chordata; Actinopteri; Perciformes; Serranidae. The transcript has 8 exons.